CCCUCCGCGACGCGGCGAGACCAUGGCGGCGGCGGCGGCGGGGGGGGGCAGCGGGGCCGGGGCUGUGCCCGCCGCCACCCGCCUGCAGGCCUACGCCUGGUGCCGGGAGUUCCUCGCCGGCUCCUGGAAGCUCAUUGGGCCCGAGGAGUUCGGCAUCGGGCCCGUCAGCGGGGGGCUCAGCAACCUGCUGUUCAAGUGCGCGCUGCCGGAGCACAUCCUCAGCGUGGGGGACGAGCCCCGGCAAGUGCUGCUGCGCGUCUAUGGGGCCAUCCUGCAGGGCGUGGACUCGCUGGUGCUGGAGAGCGUGAUGUUCGCCAUCCUGGCCGAGCGGGCGCUGGGGCCGCGGCUCUACGGGGUCUUCCCCCAGGGCCGACUGGAGCAGUACAUUCCGAGCCGGCGCCUGCGCACCGAGGACCUGCGGGACCCCGACAUCUCCAAGGAGAUCGCGGUGAAGAUGUCGCGGUUCCACGGGAUGGUGAUGCCCUUCAACAAGGAGCCCAAGUGGCUGUUUGGGACCAUGGAGGGGUACCUGAAGCAGAUUGCGGAGCUCACCUUCCCUGAGGAAGAGCAGCUGAAGAAGUUCAACCACCUCCAGGCUUACAACCUGCAGGAAGAGAUGAAGAGCCUGAGGGAGCUGCUGGAGUCCACCCCCUCGCCGGUGGUCUUCUGCCACAACGACGUCCAGGAGGGGAACAUCUUGCUGCUGGCGGGGCACGAGGCUUCUUCCUCUGACAAGCUCAUGCUCAUCGACUUCGAGUACAGCAGCUACAACUACCGGGGCUUCGACAUCGGGAACCACUUCUGCGAGUGGGUUUACAACUACACCCACGACUCCUGGCCCUUCUUCAAGGCUUCCCCGGAGAACUACCCCAGCCGGCAGCAGCAGCUGCAUUUCAUCCGACACUACCUCUCGGAGGACUCGGGGCGACGCGGGGACACCACGCACGAGGAGCAAGCCCGCAUCGAGGAGGAGAUGCUCACGGAGAUCAACCGGUUCGCUUUGGCCUCUCACUUCUUCUGGGGGCUGUGGUCCAUUCUGCAGGCGAAGAUCUCCACCAUCCAGUUCGGGUACCUGGACUAUGCCCAGAGCCGCUUCGAGGCCUAUUUCCAGCACAAGGCGCAGUGCUCCUGAGAGGAGCGCCCCCCCCGCCCUGCCCGUGCCCCCCCGUUGAUGCCACAGCCUCCCCCCCAGCAGCACCCGUGCUCCAAGGGGGGCUUCCCCCCAACCUGGGCUCCCCCGACGCUGCUGUAACAGUUUUGGAGGGGGGGCUGGUGUCCGUCCGUGCUCCCCAGGUCGUGGCUGGUGGGACCCCCCCUGUCCCAGCCAGCAGUGGGGGGGCUGAUGCAGCCUGGAUCAGGGGGGGUCACAGGGUGGCUCGGCUGUCCUGGCUGCCCCUCGCAGGGUCCUGCCUGCGGGGAGGGGUCCCGGGGUGCUGCUGGGGGGCAGAGGGGUGCGGGGGGACCUAUGCUGGCAUCUCCUUCCCCCCCACACACCCCUCCCCAGAGCUCUGGGGCCAGGGCAGGACCCCCAAGCUGGUCCCCCUCUCCCUCACUGCUCGGCCAGUCUGGGGCUGGGGGCUGCUCCUUCCCCCCCCCGCCCCCCCCCCCCCCCCCCCCCCCCCCCCCCCCCCCCCCCCGACAGCAGAAUGUAAACCUCAGACCAAUAAA
This is a messenger RNA of Tyto alba (common barn owl), 1668 nucleotides long. RefSeq names its product choline kinase beta (gene CHKB). Lineage: Eukaryota; Metazoa; Chordata; Aves; Strigiformes; Tytonidae. The transcript has 11 exons. The record is from RefSeq and is a predicted model, not a curated record. Gene Ontology annotation, biological process: phosphatidylethanolamine biosynthetic process; CDP-choline pathway. The coding region runs from base 23 to 1132 and encodes 369 amino acids. Gene Ontology annotation, molecular function: ethanolamine kinase activity; choline kinase activity. Gene Ontology annotation, cellular component: cytoplasm.